Molecule: messenger RNA, 822 nt
Organism: Parnassius mnemosyne (clouded apollo)
Lineage: Eukaryota; Metazoa; Arthropoda; Insecta; Lepidoptera; Papilionidae
Source: the annotation of a GenBank genome assembly
AUGGCAAGAAUCAUCUAUUUUGCGGCCGUUGCUCUAGCAUCAGUACAAGCUUCUGAACAAAAAUGUGAAGGUGUUACUAUUAAGGGAGUUAUAUAUGAAAAAGAAACGCUAAAAACUGAUUUAGAUAGCCCUUAUCAAUUUAGCAUUGAUUACAAUACCGACACUAUAUUUUUUAGUUAUUCAACACAUACCAAAGAUCAGAGAUUUCAGUUAGCCUACCUAAAUCUUAAAACGAAAGAAUUUAAUACAAUAACAACUAUAACAGAUGGAUUUGCAUCGGCGGUUGACUUGGAAAAUAACAAACUUUUCUUGGGCGGCAAAGGUGGAAUUUAUGAUUUCAAUUUGAAGUCAAAACAAACAAGCCAUCUUGGUGCAUCAAGUCAUAAUAUUUGGCAAAUGUUUUAUAAAGAUGGUUUGUAUUAUACUGUAUACCCACACGAAGAAGCUUAUACUUUUAACGACGGAAUUUCUAAGAAAGUGACUGAAUUGAGUGGAACAAAGGUUAUGCUUAUUGCAAUGGACAGAAAUAACAAUAUUUACUUUACAAAUUCGUCUGGUUUGUUUAACUAUAAUAAAUCAAAUAAAAAAAUUAUUAAUUUAGGUGAACACGUUAUAAACGGACUAAAUACUGACAUUAAUGGUAAACUGUUCUUUUCCUCCCCAAAUGGUAUAUAUUCGAUAAAUGAAAAUCUAAAUAUUGUGGAACAUAUUGUUACCCUUGAAAGUGUGUUUUCGGUUGCUAUAGCCAAAGAUGGUAGUAUAAUAUACGGAACAGACGAUAGCAUAAUGCGUCUUAAAAAAAGUGACAAAUGCCAAUUAUGA